GCGGUAGUUGUAGGUUGUUGUUGUUGUUGACGGUAAAAUGGCGUCUGGCGGAGAGGCCCCGGAGUCUUGGUACCUCGCCCUGCUAGGCUUCGCGGAACACUUCCGUACCUCCAGCCCCCCCAAGAUCCGUCUCUGCGUCCAUUGCCUCCAAGCCGUUUUCCAGUUCAAGCCGCCGCAAAGGGUGGAGGCGCGGACCCACCUGCAGCUCGGGUCGGUGCUGUACCACCACACGAAGAACAGCGAGCUCGCCAGGAAUCACUUGGAGAAAGCGUGGUUGGUAUCUCAGCAAAUCCCUCAAUUUGAAGAUGUUAAAUUUGAAGCUGCCAGUCUUUUAUCAGAGCUGUAUUGCCAACAGAAUUUGGUUGAUUCAGCAAAGCCCCUUCUGCGCAAGGCAAUCCAGAUCUCACAACAAACCCCAUACUGGCACUGUCGGCUCCUGUUUCAACUUGCGCAACUGCACACGCUGGAGAAGGACCUUGUGUCAGCGUGCGAUCUUCUGGGAGUGGGAGCAGAAUAUGCCAGGGUAGUGGGAUCGGAGUACACCAGAGCGGACAGGAGCAUUUUGUUGUUGAGAGCACUGUUUCUCUUGAGUAAAGGAAUGUUGCUGCUGAUGGAGCGGAAGCUGCAGGAGGUGCACCCCUUGCUGACGCUAUGCGGUCAGAUCGUGGAGAACUGGCAGGGAAACCCCAUCCAGAAGGAGUCUCUGCGAGUCUUCUUCCUGGUGCUGCAGGUCACGCACUACCUAGACGCUGGGCAGGUUAAAAGUGUGAAGCCAUGCUUGAAGCAGCUGCAGCAGUGCAUCCAGACCAUCUCCACGCUCCACGAUGACGAGAUUCUGCCCAGCAACCCUGCCGAUCUCUUCCACUGGCUGCCAAAGGAGCACAUGUGCGUGCUCGUCUAUCUGGUGACGGUUAUGCAUUCCAUGCAAGCUGGCUAUUUGGAGAAGGCUCAGAAAUACACUGACAAAGCACUCAUGCAGUUAGAAAAAUUAAAAAUGCUCGACUGCAGCCCGAUCCUGUCCUCGUUCCAGGUAAUACUGCUGGAGCACAUCAUCAUGUGUCGCCUCGUCACCGGACACAAAGCCACCGCACUGCAGGAGAUAUCUCAGGUGUGCCAGUUGUGCCAGCAGUCCCCCAGGUUAUUCUCCAAUCACGCUGCUCAGCUCCACACUUUGCUAGGUCUUUAUUGCAUUUCAGUAAAUUGCAUGGAUAACGCAGAGGCACAGUUCACGACAGCACUGCGGCUGACCACGCAUCAGGAAUUGUGGACGUUUAUUGUGACCAACCUGGCCAGUGUCUACAUCAGAGAAGGAAACCGGCAGCAGGAGCUGUUUAGUCUGUUGGAGAGGAUAAAUCCUGAUCACAAUUUCCCUGUAAGUUCCCACUGUUUACGCGCCGCUGCUUUCUACAUCAGAGGGCUCUUCUCCUUUUUCCAAGGACGCUACAACGAAGCGAAGAAAUUCUUGCGGGAGACACUGAAAAUGUCCAACGCAGAAGACCUGAAUCGAUUGACGGCCUGUUCGCUUGUUCUGCUCGGACACAUAUUCUACGUUCUGGGAAACCACAGGGAGAGCAAUAACAUGGUUGUACCAGCCAUGCAACUGGCCAGCAAGAUCCCAGACAUGUCUGUCCAGCUCUGGUCAUCUGCUUUGCUGAAAGAUCUGAACAAGGCGUGUGGGAAUACGAUGGACGCUCAUGAAGCUGCUCAGAUGCACCAGAAUUUCUCCCAGCAGCUCCUCCAGGACCACAUCGCAGCCUGCAGCCUUCCUGAGCACAACCUCAUCACUUGGACAGAUGGACCCCCUCCAGUGCAGUUCCAAGCCCAAAACGGACCGACCACCAGCCUGGCCAGCCUGCUGUGAGAGGCUGCACACUUCAGGGAGACAUCGCGGGGGUAGGGGGUGGUGAGCACAUGUGGAGCCCAGAGGAAACAAAGCAGGAGCACUAUACUGCCAUUGACCUACAGUAUUGUAUCUAGAUCUUUUUUUAGAUAUUAUUAACUUAUGGUUCUUUCUGUGGUAGCAGAGGCUGUAUGGACCUCCCUACAGGAAAGGCUUUUUAUGUUGGACAAGCCUGCGCCUGUUCUUGAGACACGGCUGUGGACAAAGCGUUGCACAGAGUCAUCCGGACAGAAUGUAGAGAAACAGUUGUAAGAAACACCAGCCAAAUGUUGCGCUGUGCAAGAAGGAUAGGGUUGGUGUAAAACACUAUACCACGGGACAGACCAAAACCGGGGCUGACAGGAAAGCCAUCGUCCACCACUGUGCUCAUUUUUUGUUUGUUUGGGUUUUUUAUGUCAUGGUGGAAAAUUUCAGCAUGCUUUCAAAGUUGUAGACUGGAGACGAUAGAAGCUGGAUAACUUUCCAGAAGCUGUGGGUCACAGUCCAGUGUGUGUUUGUGUGUCACCCUUCUGAAUCGAUGGGAGACUUUCCAUUCAGCAAGCGGUUUUAAUAUUUUUUUUUAAAAAACAGUUUUAAUGCCGCAGUAUUUCAAUAAACAACCACAUUUCACUUCAUCCCUGCACAUUGAGGAAUGUUGAUUAUUUAUUAAAAAAAAAAAAAAAAACAGAUCUCUCCACUGUUCCUACGAUAUUUGCAGCCAGCUAGGUAGCUGGUUCUUUCUGCUAUAAAUACACUUGGGCUAAUCUUAUGUUGCAUAUACAGUAUCUGUGGUGUGCAAUUAGAAUAUAAGAGCAGCUUCUGAAUUCAAAGGUAAUUCAUAAAGGUAAGCGGACAUUAAAAACAACAACAAACUCUAAGAAAAUAAAAGUUGAAGGUGGCUCCUCUUUUAAUGUCACAAUCAAACCUAUACAGUUUAAAAGCCAAUUUUCUAUUUCCUAUGGUGAAUGAAUCUUUGUAAGCUGGAACUCUGUUUCCUCUUAAACCCUGCACUGUACUGGAGAUUCAGCGUACUUUUAUCUUUUCAGUAACGGGUCUAACAUUUAAAGUCACAGUAGAAAGGGCCUUUCAACUGUACCCCAGAGAAUCUUUCAGCAACUGUAGUUGCAUAUCACCCCAGCAGGUGUCACUGUUGAGCGGUUUUUUAAAGCUCCCAACAGCUAGGCAGAUUUUAAUAUACAAACAAAAAAUCUAUUAAUGUUUUGUGUAACCUGUUUUUAUUUUUUUUUUGGUCUCCUAUUAAUUGUCUUCUAACCUAGUACCUUCUCUUCCCUUUGCCAUUUCCCCCCUACACUCUCUACUCUUGUAUGAUACAUUUCACCAUGCAGGUUCAUAUUUUAUUAGCUGUACAGAUCAUGUAAUUACAACUUUUUUUUUUUUUGGUUCUAGUAAAUAAACCUAAGUGUUGCUUAACUGCAGUUCGAGGGGAAAAAAAAUUGUAAAGUUUGAAUAUUUGUAUACCACCCUUAACAAUAUUCUAUUGACCUUUUUAUGUUAUUUUCCAAAUAUUGAAUAUUUAGUUUGUACAAAGAUUGCAAAAGAUGUUUGAAAACAUUGUGAACCAUCAUAGAUUUUUUUCUGUCUUAGACGUACAUUUGUUGUAUAGUAACAUUUGCUAUGAUAAAGAAUUAAACUUUU
Messenger RNA from Polyodon spathula (Mississippi paddlefish), 3535 nucleotides. Its product is annotated as MAU2 chromatid cohesion factor homolog. The transcript is spliced from 20 exons. Gene Ontology annotation, cellular component: chromatin; SMC loading complex. Gene Ontology annotation, biological process: mitotic sister chromatid cohesion; maintenance of mitotic sister chromatid cohesion. The record is from RefSeq and is a predicted model, not a curated record. Lineage: Eukaryota; Metazoa; Chordata; Actinopteri; Acipenseriformes; Polyodontidae. The coding region runs from base 38 to 1861 and encodes 607 amino acids. Gene Ontology annotation, molecular function: protein binding; double-stranded DNA binding.